Molecule: messenger RNA, 618 nt
Organism: Paramecium octaurelia
Lineage: Eukaryota; Ciliophora; Oligohymenophorea; Peniculida; Parameciidae
Source: the annotation of a GenBank genome assembly
CAAAUGAAAAAGAAAUCAAAGAAACAUCAUAAAAAGAAACAUCAUUCCUCAUCAUCAUCUUCUUCUUCGAAAUCUUCCAAGUCUAGAUCUAGAUCUAGAUCAGAAUCAAAAUCGAAGAAAUCAAAAUCAAAAUCCAAAUCCAAUUAAUUUAAUAAGGAAAAGCCUGUUGACUCUGCUAUUCAAGAUCAGUAAUAAAUGUAAUAAUUAGAUCGACAACUCGACCGUAUAAAGUAAAUAAAUUCGCCCUUGGAUCAAUGCUAUUUGAAAAUCGAAGAACAAAUGAUAGGAUGGAUAAGAAUGAAGUUUAACAUGCCAAUACGCAAUUAAAGAAAAUAGAUAAAACAGGGAGGGAUGCUGUAUUAUUAUCGGCUGCAAUAAAUACGGUGCAAUAGGACAACAAGAGAGAAGAGUAAGUAGCUUUUCAUUUGAUUUAGAUAUUAAAUUGAAUUAGUAAAUGGAUAGUAUAUUAAGAUCGCAAAGCCAUAUAGUUGCGGAUUUAGUAAUUGUUAGAUGAGAUUUGUUACUACAGAUGAAUUAACAAAACAUUUAAGAGAACAUGAUAGAGUGUAAUCAAUGAAAAACACCUAAAGAGCUUAAAAGUUUAUGGAAAACUUAUGA